UUUUUUUUCUCAAUGACAAUCAUGGAUAUGAGUGUAGAUCGUGAUCAAGGUGUCAAUGACGAUUUUAUGUGGAAAAAUCAACCAUGGAGUGAUCUUACAAAUUCUGAAAAUUUUGGUGGUAACAGUAGCAAACAUAAGUUAUAUAAGAAACCAAUGAAUGAAAAAGAAGGUAUUAAUGAAGUAGAAGUUCAUGUGAAUAAAAAACGAAGUCGAGGUGGAGCUGUGAUUAGAACGGAGAAUAACAUUGCAAAUGGAGAAAAAAAAGAUGGAAGGUAUCACGACUCUGAAAAGGAAGUGCAUAUAUUCACAGAGAGAGAAAUGAGAAAUAAAAUGAAGAAUAUGUUCGUCAGUCUUCAUGCCUUACUUCUUGAACUACCUUCUAAGGUUGAUAAAUCAUCAAUUGUGGAUGCGGCAGUGAAAAAAAUAAACAAUCUAAAACAUGUUAUUAAACAACUAGAAAAGAAGAAGCAAGAAAAUCUCAAAUCUAUAUCUAAAUUUGGGACUGAGUCAUCAUUUAUGAGGAACUCACACUUGCACCCCUAUGAAUCAAGGGAACCAUUUAUAGCUGAUCAAAGAUCCUCUAGUUAUAAUAAUAACAACUUUCCUAUUAGGGUAAUGGGACAUGCACCACAACAAGUAGGUUUUCAAAAUUUGUCUUCUCCGAAUUUUGUCUUGAACAUUUGUGGUGCUGAAGCACAAUUUUGCAUGUGUACAACUAAGAAGCCAUGUCCCUUGACAAAAAUUGCUUUAAUGUUGGAGAAGUAUAGGAUUGACGUUGUAUCUUCCAGCAUUAUAAUCAAUGAAAAUGGACAUUUGUACAUGAUACUAAUUCAGGCAAAACAACGUUCAUUGGACACAAAUUCUAUGGAGGAAAUUUACAAGCAAGCAGCUAGAGAAAUUAUGACCUGGAUCUCUUAAAAUUUUCAAUAUGACAUUUUUCUUCUUAUUCAAUAUGAAUUUUAAUUUAGUUUUUCCCAUUCCAAAAAUAUUUAGAAAUGCCAAACUUGUAGGAUGGUCUUAAGGGAAAAAAGUAUAAUAGUUUAUUUUUAUGGAAUCAUGGUGUUUUUUGUUGUUGUUUUUAAGCACA
Messenger RNA from Lathyrus oleraceus (garden pea), 1087 nucleotides. RefSeq names its product transcription factor bHLH95. The transcript is spliced from 3 exons. Gene Ontology annotation, molecular function: protein dimerization activity; DNA-binding transcription factor activity. Bases 13 to 918 code for a protein of 301 amino acids. The record is from RefSeq and is a predicted model, not a curated record. NCBI's taxonomy places the organism in Eukaryota, Viridiplantae, Streptophyta, Magnoliopsida, Fabales, Fabaceae. Gene Ontology annotation, biological process: endosperm development; regulation of DNA-templated transcription.